CCUGCCGCCGGUUCCGGCUCCGGGUGAGCGCGGAGCCAUGACGGGCCGCGGGUCGCCCAGCCGGUUCCUGACCGCCGUGCUGCACAACGGCGUGGGCCGGUACGUGCGGCAGCUCCAGCGCCUGCAGCUCCUCUUCAGCCCCACCGCGGCCGACGCCCGCGGCGCCAGGCAGUUUGUGGAGGAGGCGGCACAGGACUUCGCCCGGCAGCACCCCGAUGUCGUCCUCUACGUGAGCCCCCACUCGGGCCCGGGCCCGGCCCCGGUGCUGCGGGCCGAGUACUUGAACGGGACCGUGUGGGACGAGCUCAUUGCCAGCAAGACGAGUGAGGAGAUCGUGCAGCUGGCCACCAAGCUGGCCAACCAGUCUGGCCUGGACAUCAUCCGCAUCCGCAAGCCCUUCCACACUGACAACCCCAGCGUCCAGGGCCAGUGGCACCCCCUCACCAACAAACCCUCCAUCCUCACCGUCCAGGGCCCACGCCUGCAACCCCAAUAAAACCUCCUCCACCCCCA
This is a messenger RNA of Camarhynchus parvulus, 513 nucleotides long. RefSeq names its product mitochondrial ribosomal protein L43 (gene MRPL43). The coding region runs from base 38 to 496 and encodes 152 amino acids. NCBI's taxonomy places the organism in Eukaryota, Metazoa, Chordata, Aves, Passeriformes, Thraupidae. Gene Ontology annotation, cellular component: mitochondrial large ribosomal subunit. Gene Ontology annotation, molecular function: structural constituent of ribosome. Gene Ontology annotation, biological process: mitochondrial translation. The record is from RefSeq and is a predicted model, not a curated record. The transcript has 3 exons.